Cotesia congregata is the source of this 833-nucleotide messenger RNA. The record is from the annotation of a GenBank genome assembly. NCBI's taxonomy places the organism in Eukaryota, Metazoa, Arthropoda, Insecta, Hymenoptera, Braconidae.
AUGGUGAACUCAUGUUUAUGUGAUAGAAAGGCAUCUCGAGCUGAUAAUAUUUCAUUGCACAGAUUUCCAAAAAAUUUGGACGUACGUAUAAAAUGGCUCAAUGCUUGUGGGCUCACUAUUAAUGAUGAUGUAAGGAGAACUAGUAUAUGUUCUAGACAUUUUAAAGCUGAAGAUAUUUGUCAAUCUAAUUUCUUUGGAACUGUUAAAUCUUCAAUAAAACGUAAUGCAGUCCCUACACUUCAUCUUAUAAAUCCAAUUAUUAUUGAUACAAGUAAUAAAUCACAGCCGAAUACACCAUUGUCGGAACUAUUUAAUGAGAAUGGAGUCACCAAUCAAUCAUCAUAUUUUCCUGACAAUAAUGUACUCGAUAUUGUGGAAAAAAGUCCUGAAAAUUUUGUUGAAUUAGACAAUUUUGAAAUUCAAACGUCAAAUAAAAGUAACAUUAAUUCUGAUGGCUCCUGUGAACAAUAUGAUUUAAAUCAGAGUAUGAAAAAUACAAUUUUAAAUUUUAGUAGUGAAGAUGAAAAUACUGUUCCAGGCGAAAAUAAUUCCCCAAGUCAAUGUCGAAAACGUAAAUUUUUCGAGCCCCGCUAUAUUAGUGAAAUAUCACCAACAGAUUUUGCGACACCUAAAAGGGCUAAAAGAACCCUUGAUUUAAUUAAAAAAAGUGAUAGAAGAAAAACGGAAAAAAUAAAACAGUUACAGAGACAAACUAGGUUGACGUUUUGGACGAUUCUGAGCUGAUUGGUGUAACGUUCUCGUAAACAUUAAUUAAUAAAUUUUUUUUUUUCAAAUAUUACGGCUUCGUUGGUGAUAAAAAUUCAUCACCAGCG